This is a messenger RNA of Paramecium sonneborni, 1253 nucleotides long. Lineage: Eukaryota; Ciliophora; Oligohymenophorea; Peniculida; Parameciidae. The record is from the annotation of a GenBank genome assembly.
AUGUAAAACCUAUCAAUUUAUACCUUUAGCAACAUUUUCAAGUUUCUUUAAGUAGAAGAAAUCUAUUCUAAAUUGACACUCUCAAACUUUUUUAUGUAAAUAUAUUUAAAACUCAUUUAAUAGUAAUUUGUUAUACAAUCCUUAGUUCUAAAAAGUGAUUCUAUCCAAUUAUUAUCCUAAUGAAAUAUUACAAAAAAUUGAUCCCCAACAUUAUUUUAGUUGCAUAAAGUCUUUAAAAGGUAUUAAAGUUAAAGAAAUACCAUUUUGGGGAAUUCAAACAAACGCAGGAUUGGCUUAUAAUAGUUUAAGAUUUUGGAUUGGAAAAACUUUCAUGAAAACAAAUAGUCCUUAAGUGGGUCUAACAAAAUUAGAAAAUGCUUUUAUUUCAGGAACUCUUGCUUAAAAUCAAGUAGAUUUCAAGAAUGCAUUGAUAGAUUAUUGUUAAAAUUUUAUUGAUCUUUUGGGAUUAGAAAUUGCUUCUCAUUAUUUCAAUAAUGGGGAUCAAAUUUUAGAAAAUAAAUGGGAUAUUUAAAAAAUAAAAAUAUUUGAUAUUUUCAGAAGCUUCUAAAUCUUACUCAUUUAUAACGAUGCUGAAGAUUGGGAAUGUAUCUAAUAUUUGAGAAAUUAUGCUUAAUAAAAACAUGAAUAAAUAUAUAAUAUGUUGGAUAUUGAUCAUUUCAAUCUGAAAGAUGAUGAUCAUACAAUGUAAAAUAAUAAUCAUAUGUAGUAUUCCAGAAGCCAUAUCAUUAGUAUAGGAAAUAGAAAUAAAUAGGAGAACAUAAUUUUCUUAUAUAAUUAAAACAAUUCUAAUCUUUACUAGUGAAUAAUAAUAUAUUCCAAAUUAGGUUGAAGAAAUUUAUAAUUGUUAGACUAAAGAGAAGCUAUUAUAAUUUAUUUAAAAUAAUCCUUAAUUCAUUCCUUAACAAACAAACAUUAAUAUUUUAUAGAAUCUACAUCCUUCAAUCGUUUAUGAAACUAAAGACUUAUAAGAUUAUUUGUAUUGCACAUUUAAACCAACAGAAUAAAAGCAACCUUUGAUAUGGGUAUAAUUUGUAAAUCCAAAUGCAGAUUAAAUAAAUUUAAAAUUUAAUUAAUAAACAUAAAGAUUAGCUAAAUCAAUUUAGUUGAGAAUAUUAGAUGUAUGUUUUUAAUAAAAUGCAGAAUUUCAAGGACUAAGUUUAGCAUACAUUAGUUUAAAGGGAAUGACUUUUCAUCAAGCUGAUUGGACAAAUAUUUAAGAACUUCCAAAUUGA